Podospora bellae-mahoneyi is the source of this 1683-nucleotide messenger RNA. RefSeq lists its product as uncharacterized. Bases 70 to 1491 code for a protein of 473 amino acids. The record is from RefSeq and is a predicted model, not a curated record. The transcript is spliced from 2 exons. NCBI's taxonomy places the organism in Eukaryota, Fungi, Ascomycota, Sordariomycetes, Sordariales, Podosporaceae.
GGGAGCUUGGGCCCACGGCUGCAGAUAAGGUUGAGGUGUGGUGGAUCCGCACGUGACGAUUGGCUGCAAAUGCCAAUGGCCUGUCGGGCUCUGGGUGCCGCGUCCAGUCCAGAUUACGGUAUUUCCAGUUUCAUUUCAUCCUCCUUGCAACACCAGCUUUUUGCGCACCGGUUUCCCGAUUUACCGCCGGUAAAGAUCGAUACGCAAACGCGGGCCACAGACCGUCCAGUUGUCCAAAAACAACCACAGUCUCAAGUCUGGCCAGCAGCGCCUUCGAUCCCGGUUCACAACCUGGCUUUAAUGGGAAGACAGCCCGGCUGGAGCAGGCCGUACGACGGAGACAUGCCCCGUCACAUCGAUCAAGAUGUCCACAGCGCCUUUGUGGAAUUUCGCAAUGGCAGCGAACCCAAGUGCAUGUCGGUGCAAUGCCUCUACUGCAACCAGACCCGCGCCAAAAACACCACGCGCCAGAAGCAGCACCUGCUCCAAUGCGCCCCCUAUCUCGCUGCCCACCCCGAGAUAGCUCUCCAGGCCUCGGCCGCCGCAGACGAAGCCGCAGCUGCUGGCUCGUCGUCUGAACCACAACAUGGCCACCCCGAUGCCUCCCAAUACCCGAACCCCAAUCCCCCGCCGGGUGAGCAUACCAACCUCGGUUUCAUGCCAAACCCACGCAUAAAUGGCACCCCAAACCAGAUGCCCGGCCAUGGAGGACGUGCUUCGAUAGGCGCGCCGGAUGGAACACCGGCGGCGAAGCGCCAAAAGAUGAAAAACUCCAACCUUCCCGAGAUACCCCUCCGCGAAGUCCACGCUGCCUUUGCCGAGUUUAAAGCCAAGGACGAUGACAAGUGCAUGUCUGCGCGCUGUUUACACUGCAACCAGGUCCGGGCGAAAAACACCUCCAGGCAGCGGGAGCAUCUGAUGGUGUGCCCCGGCUACCAGAGCGUGCUGAAGGAGAAGAUCCCCGCGAAUAACCUCCGUCACCAAUUUGACGAGGAUGAUGUCGCCAGCUCACUGGCGCUGCCUACCCCGUCCCUGACACUUGACUUCCGGAUGAGUAUCCGGGUCAAGCCAAAGCUCAGCAUCGGCACUGCCAACUUUGGCCGGGAAAGCUGGAUUUCGUGCGUUGGCGGUCAGUGGGCUGGGAGGUUUGGUAAGGGCAUCCUGCUGCCUGGCGGCCAGGACAAGCAGACUACGGUCAAGGACAUGGCUACGAGGAUUGAUGCGAGCUAUCUUUUACAAACUAAUGACGAACAACCUGCCUUGAUUACAUGCAAGGUCAAGGGCUGGUGGACGGGGGAUCGGGAUGUCAUGGAACGGCUGCAGGACCCGGUGGCGGCCGACAAUGUGGCUGCUCACCGGUAUUUGUUCCGCGUGGUCAUCGAGCUGGAGACGGGCGAUGAGCGGUAUGCAGAUGUCAACACUGGGUUGUGGGUGGGGAGCGGGUGUAGAAGGGGUGCAGAGAUUGUUUAUGAUGCCCACCGCGUCAGUUAGUUCUGGCUGCGGUUGUUUGAGGAUACAAAAGCGCGUAUCAUUACAUCCUCCUUUGCUGGGAGAUCUCUACAAUUUUUCACUGUAGAUUUAUUCGAAUUGUACUUCUUCACCAGUAUGGGUAGUGGGAUAUAGGGGCAGGGGGGCUGAAAUGAUACCAACUUUGUUUGAGAGCCUUCCUUCCAUCCUACAUUU